GGCCCCCGGCUGCCUGGGUGUUUAGUAGUCCCGCCGCCUCCUCCUCCUCCUCCCCCUCCUCUCCUCUGUGGGCAGAGGAGGUUGUGGCGGCGGCUGGAGAAAUCGGCAGCGGAGGAUGGAGGAAGGAGGCGGCGGCGCGCGUAGUCUGGUCCCAGGCGGGCCGGUGUUACUGGUCCUCUGCGGCCUCUUAGAGGCGUCCGGCGGCGGCCGCGCGCUCCCCCAGCUCAGCGAUGACAUCCCUUUCCGAGUCAACUGGCCCGGCACCGAGUUCUCUCUGCCUACAACCGGAGUUUUGUAUAAGGAGGAUAAUUAUGUCAUCAUGACAACUACACAUAAAGAAAAAUACAAAUGCAUUCUGCCCCUUGUGACAAGUGGAGAUGAGGAAGAAGAAAAGGAUUAUAAAGGCCCUAAUCCAAGAGAGCUAUUGGAGCCACUAUUUAAACAAAGCAGUUGUUCCUACAGAAUUGAGUCUUACUGGACUUAUGAAGUAUGUCACGGAAAACACAUUCGACAAUACCAUGAAGAAAAAGAAAGUGGUCAGAAAGUAAAUAUUCAUGAGUACUACCUUGGGAAUAUGCUGGCUAAGAACCUUCUCUCUGAAAAAGAUCAAGAAGCAGAUGAAAAGGAAAAAUCAAAAGAGAUUCCCACUAAAAAUAUUGAAGGUCAGAUGACACCCUACUAUCCCGUGGGAAUGGGAAAUGGUACACCUUGUAGUCUGAAACAGAACCGGCCCAGAUCGAGUACUGUGAUGUACAUAUGUCAUCCUGAAUCUAAGCAUGAAAUUCUUUCAGUAGCUGAAGUUACAACUUGUGAAUAUGAAGUUGUCAUUUUGACACCACUCCUGUGCAAUCAUCCUAAAUAUAGAUUCAGAGCAUCUCCUGUGAAUGACAUAUUUUGCCAAUCACUGCCAGGAUCACCAUUUAAACCCCUCACCCUGAGACAACUGGAACAGCAGGAAGAAAUACUAAGAGUGCCUUUCAGGAGAAAUAAAGAGGAAGAGUUGCAGUCAACUAAAGAAGAGAGAUUUCCAGCAAUCCACAAACCCAUUGCUGUUGGUUCUCAGCCUAUGCUCACUGUUGGAACAACCCAUAUAUCCAAAUUGACAGAUGACCAGCUCAUAAAAGAGUUCCUUAGUGGUUCUUACUGCUUUCAUGGGGGUGUUGGUUGGUGGAAAUAUGAAUUCUGCUAUGGCAAACACGUACAUCAAUAUCAUGAGGACAAGGACAGUGGGAAGACCUCUGUGGUUGUGGGGACAUGGAAUCAAGAAGAUCAUAUUGAAUGGGCUAAGAAGAAUACUGCCAGAGCCUAUCACCUUCAAGACGAUGGUACCCAGACAGUCAGGAUGGUAUCACAUUUUUAUGGGAAUGGAGAUAUUUGUGAUAUAACUGACAAACCAAGACAGGUGACUGUAAAACUAAAGUGUAAAGAAUCAGAUUCUCCUCAUGCUGUUACUGUAUAUAUGCUAGAGCCUCACUCCUGUCAGUAUAUCCUUGGGGUUGAAUCUCCAGUGAUCUGUAAAAUCUUAGAUACAGCAGAUGAAAAUGGACUUCUUUCUCUUCCCAACUAAAGGAUAAUAAAGUCUGGAGAAAGAAAAGAUCAUUGACAGUCAUAAUGAUUUCUGUCUGACCAUGUGUCUCAUAGAGCUCUCAGCCAUUGGACCUCGUCUAAAGGAUCGUAUAAAAGGACUCUCAACCACUUUGUGAAUAUAUAUGUGUAUAUAAGAGGUUAUGGAUAAACUUCUUAAGGCAGAUAGUUGUCUCAUUUCUUUCAUUUUGUGUCGUGUCUUAUGAACCGAUUGUGUUUUUUGCUUGGAUAAUGUGAUUCCAAGAUAAAUCUCAUCCAAGCAGUUUAGAACCCAGCCUAAUGAAAUGUCUUAAUUGUUGUACCUAUUGAUCUAGAUUUAUUAUGUAAAUUAUAGUAUAUAUAACUAGUUAAUGAACUAAAGAUAAUGAAGAAAGAAAUUGAAAGGAGGUUGUUUAAAUGGGAGACUAUGUAAAAUAUGUAAAUUCCAGUGCCUGAAAUCCUUUCCACAAAUUUUUAUUUAGCAGUUGCUCUCUACCAGGUGUUAAGCUAGAAACUGGGCACAUAGUAAGCCUCACAACAUUAAGUUUUCUUCACCUCUGUUAAUCUCAAGAAACUCUUAUUUGCAGUAGAUUCCUUCUCUUGGAACUUGUAUCUGCUUCUUUCUCCCCAAGGUAUGUACCUGGUGUAGGCAGUCAGAGAUCCUUCUCUUUUGACUUAGAAUGAUUUACUCCAACAAAACACACUGUGCUGGCCAUCCUUUGUAUCUGCCUACUGUAUACUACAGAUUUGAGUUCUGGAUAGUUUUACAGCACAAUAUUUAUUUUAAAGUAAAUAAAAUGUUCCCAAGCAGUGUUGUCAUGUA
This is a messenger RNA of Hyaena hyaena (striped hyena), 2386 nucleotides long. It is a transcript of the gene ERLEC1, whose product is annotated as endoplasmic reticulum lectin 1. The coding region runs from base 116 to 1567 and encodes 483 amino acids. The transcript is spliced from 14 exons. Gene Ontology annotation, biological process: endoplasmic reticulum unfolded protein response; retrograde protein transport, ER to cytosol. The record is from RefSeq and is a predicted model, not a curated record. NCBI's taxonomy places the organism in Eukaryota, Metazoa, Chordata, Mammalia, Carnivora, Hyaenidae. Gene Ontology annotation, cellular component: endoplasmic reticulum lumen.